Messenger RNA from Schistocerca serialis cubense, 929 nucleotides. It is a transcript of the gene slx1, whose product is annotated as structure-specific endonuclease subunit slx1. The record is from RefSeq and is a predicted model, not a curated record. Gene Ontology annotation, cellular component: Slx1-Slx4 complex. Gene Ontology annotation, molecular function: 5'-flap endonuclease activity; crossover junction DNA endonuclease activity. NCBI's taxonomy places the organism in Eukaryota, Metazoa, Arthropoda, Insecta, Orthoptera, Acrididae. The transcript is spliced from 4 exons. Gene Ontology annotation, biological process: double-strand break repair via homologous recombination. Bases 20 to 790 code for a protein of 256 amino acids.
UACGGUAUUGCCGCGAAAUAUGAGUUGUGAUGAUGUCGUAGAACAGUUUUAUGGAGUUUACCUGUUAUACUGCAUGAACCCGAAAUAUAAAGGAAGGACGUAUAUUGGCUACACAGUGGAUCCUAAUAGAAGAAUAAAACAGCAUAAUAAAGGAAAACAAGCAGGUGGUGCUUGGAGAACAAAUAAUCAUGGACCAUGGGAAAUGGUACUGAUUGUUCAUGGUUUCCCCAAUGACAUUUCAGCUUUGAGGUUUGAAUGGGCGUGGCAACACCCAGAUAGAUCAAGAAGAUUGCGCCACGUGUCAAGUAAAAGUCGGAUAGAGAAAGUGUAUGACUACUGCCUUCGUGUUCUGUCAGAAAUGUUACGUGUGGGUCCUUGGAAAAGACUUCCAUUGACUGUUCGCUGGUUGAAUCAGGAUUAUUGUAAAGAUCUAAAGGCUGUUCCACCUCUGCACAUGCCAAUGUCAUAUGGACCAGUUGUGAGUGCCAAAGUAGUGAGUGCUGACAAGGCGUCAGAUCCAGAGAGCACACUGCCGCUGUGUUUAUUCUGUCAUGAUGCUGUCUCUGAUGCCAGCAGCCUUUCUUGUGUUACUCCAGGAUGCCCCUUGAUUGCACAUAUUAUUUGCCUUGCUCAGCACUUCUCACAGCCUGGCCAAUUAUUGCCUGUGGAAGGCAAUUGCCCAUCCUGUAAGAGCAGCAUGUUGUGGGGGGAUCUAGUACGUAAGAAGAAGGGAUGCUAUAGUAACCUGACAGCUGCUCCUGACCCUAUUUCGAUCAUUGAUUCUCCAUAAAGCUAAAAUCAGUUGUGUGGAAAAUAUGAGAGAAUUCACAAUAUCUUUCUUUCUGACAAGUGAUUUUCGUAUGAGUGCAUAAACUUCUGCUUCUCUGUUGAAAUGCUCAGAAAUAAAAUAAAGAUGAGUGUUUAGUGAA